This is a messenger RNA of Mesorhabditis belari, 1884 nucleotides long. NCBI's taxonomy places the organism in Eukaryota, Metazoa, Nematoda, Chromadorea, Rhabditida, Rhabditidae. The record is from the annotation of a GenBank genome assembly.
AUGGAGCAGAAUCGCCGGAAAGAGGUGACGAGUCUCGUGAAUCGCAUCAUCAAAAAGAACGAUGACGCUCGACGAAAGCAAAUCGAUUUUGAGCAGCGAGAUUUUCGGGAUUUACGCGAAAUCGUCAAAAAAGAGCCGGAAAUAUCACCGCUUCUCGUCGAACACUUGCUGAAAGAGGCCGGGAAAGCCGAAUGUCCGACAAGGCAGUUGGCUCUCUCGCUAAUCGACUACUUCUUUUCACGGUCACACGUUUGGCGGACGACUGUCGUGGAGAAGUUACAGGACAUUCUGAUAGUUUUCUGCGAGUUGGACAUCCUUCACAAGCCCCUUCCACCGCCAAAAGAUGAGGCAAACGAGCUGAAAGUUGACGCGAUUAAACGAAUCAAAGUUUGGCACACGAAAUUCGCCAACGGAUACGAGCGGCUGCAGAAUGUUCCCUCAUUUCUCGCGUCGUGCAAAGCAAUCGAUUAUGAACGAGCAUCGGCGAGUCUUUUGGCUGAAAGGAAACGCGAAGAAGAACUCAAAAAACAACAAGAAGAAAAAGCGGAAAAGGUGGCCAACCAAGUGAUGGAGAGAUUUUCGACGAUUCAAAACGAUGCCACGAGAUGUCUCACUGAGACCACAUAUCAAUCCAUAACCGGUAACCUAAACAUUUUUUUUUCGAUCUCAUCAGCAAUUCGUCUACUCGUUCCCGAUUUCUCAAAAUUGAGCGAAAAUGAAUCGAUUUUUGAGGAAAAACUGGGGAGCUCAAAUGAUACGCGAGUUCACGGCUUGGAGAGCACUGACACGGUCACCGUUUUUCUCAAAGACGCCAUACCUCAAUUGAAAGUUUCAAAGGAAAACGAGGCGCUGGCGAUGGCGGUUCGCGAUGGAAACGCGAUGCUCGCUUUUUAUAGGAAACAAAUUCUUCGAUGGCUGAGCCGUUUGGCCGAGGUGGGCGCUCGACAGGAACAAGUGGCACCGAUUUUGAAGCUGAAAAUGAAAAUUGAUGCAGAACAAAGUCGAAUCAGUGACCUGAAACUGCCGGAACCGCGACAAAAAGAUGAGAAUUCGAGUGAUGACGAAAAUAGAGAAAGCGAUUUCGAGGAUGUGCCCGAAAAAGAAAUGGAAGAUUUCAUCAAUCCCGCCGAUGAAUCAGUGCCCUUGGUGAUCUUGGAGAAGCUGAGGAGUGAGGAGAGAAGAAAACGGCGAAAUUUGAUGAAUGAAAUUGAUGACGAGGAUCAACCGGGCACAUCAACGGGAUUGCGGGGUGCUCCCUCGUUGAUUCCCACUCUCUCCUACGGUUUGGAUCUCAAAUAUUGGGGAGACGAGGUGCCGAAAGACGUCGAUAUCCCUCGAAAUGACGCCGAUGCGCAUCGUUUUUGGCGAGCGCCCGAGGAGGGAGCGACUACAAAAGAGUUGACUUCUGUGUACACGAGUCGUCAGAUGACUUUCAUUGGGAAGGGUGUUCAACCGGAAAAGCCUUGUCGAGCGCGUUUGGCCAACGGAAAGCUAUGUCCACGAAUGGACAUGAAAAAAUGUCCCAUUCAUGGAGUGAUCGUCGAGCGUGAUGACGAGGGAUUUCCGAUUAGAGAAUUGCAAAACCUUGAUCAACAAACGCUCGUCGAGGAGGCACAACGAAGGGAUAACGAGGAAUUCUUGAGGGAUGUUGAGGCAGCUACCGGAAAAAAGCUGACCGACACAAAGAAGUCGUCGAAGAGCAGUCGCACGUGGGGUCGGCGAGUACGUGAUGUGCCACAAGGAAAACAAGUUCGAGAUGAGUUACAGAAGAAACUUCUCGAUAAACGAACGAUCGCUCGAGUAUCCGCCCAUUUGGACGCGGUGAGAAAGGCGAAAAUCGAGCGCACGUUUGGCCACCAAUAUGUGCAUCAUUUCAAGAGAAAG